This is a messenger RNA of Klebsormidium nitens, 1336 nucleotides long. The record is from the annotation of a GenBank genome assembly. Lineage: Eukaryota; Viridiplantae; Streptophyta; Klebsormidiophyceae; Klebsormidiales; Klebsormidiaceae.
GGGGGGGACACGUGGCGCUUUGUGCUUGGCUCUUUUUAUGCCGUUCAUCAGAUGGUUAGUUGUUCAGAUUUGAGUGCUUCCUGGACGCAGGUCGGUCUCUGUUCAGCAUGGAGGAAAUGCGCGGCCCCUUCCUGAUGACGUCGAGCCUGGCGCAGCUUUGGGCGGCAGAUGUGGAUCCACAAGAAGGCCGGCGAAGGAAGGGGCACAAGCGCAAAGGGGCGUCUGGGUCGACCAGCAUGGCUGCAAGGGCGGAAGCGGAGGAGGAGAGGAGGUUGGACUUCCUGCUUGGCAAGCGGGCCUUCCGGCGGUAUGCAAACGAGAAGCUGCUGCAGGACUUGGCAGGGCCCCUGGAUGCGGACCAGAUGGCCAUGCUGUAUGCGCCCCCGCCCUUUGGGGAGGUGCAGGCCACCGUCCUGGCCAGGAUCACGGAGGCCACCGCGGACAAUGAGGCGGCCAGAGCAUGGGAGCCAUUCCGCCAAGUGGACAUGGACAUGCAGGACUCCUUCCUCCGGGGUGCUGCCCCCCCCUCUGCAGCCAAGCUGGUCACUUCGUUGGCUGUGGCUCAGCGGCGGUGGAAGGCGGUGGAGCGGCGGCUGCGGGAGGCCCUGCGUCGAGGGGCGGACUGGCCACUCCUGCACGAGAUGGAUGCGGCAGUGGGCGCGUACGCAGACGCGGGCCUGGAAGAGGGAGCAGGCGCCUGCGACGACCUGGAAAUGCAGCUGGACGAUGCGUUCCACCGGCUCAUGCUGCAUGGGGUGUGCCAGUAUUACGAGUUGGUGGCUACGACCUCCGUUUGCGGCGGUGAGCAUGUGACCAGGGUUCGGUACAGGCGGCCAGGCAGGAGGAGUGACGAACCUUGCCACAUGCGACUGACGGAGCUGCUGGGCCAGAUGCACGCCAAUAUGCCUGCUCCAAUUUCUUGAGACCGGGAUGGUCGCUUCGCCCUUUGUACAGUCACCAAACAUUUGUUGUUGAGAGUGGGUAAUCUGCUUGCCUUGGGUCCUUGUCUUGAAGGCUUUAACUCUGUCUCAUCAAAGCUCUUGUUGAGGGGAAGAAAGUUUUCAAGGUUCUUUCACGGCUCACAUUGAAGCAGGCACCGCCAUGGGACACGAUUCUUGAGCGGGUUAGCUUUCUGUUUUCUCUGUUUCCCUCUCUUCGGUAUCCUCCUUGCGGGCGAAAUUUGCUCAUGUAUCUCAGCGCUUGCUUCCAGGCCACAUUGCUUCAAGUUUGAUUGAUGUCAGACGACUUUGGCUUCUGGUCACCUUGUACGACUCUACAUGAAUGUAGGCACGGAUUACCGCAUUUGCCACCAUGGAUAUACAUUGAGCAAUUGCAG